AUGUCCUUCUCCAAGCAGACAUUCAACGUCGGUGGACUGUCGACCAACGUUUAUUCUUCGCAGAACACAGCGGAUCAUGCGAACCCUGUCGCCGUCCUGUUCAUUCUUCAUGGGAGGACUAGCUCUGCAGAGAGCAUCGAGUGGGUAGCCCACUCGACGCUGCGAUGGACGCAAGACCACCGCAAUGGCGAUGCUCAGAACGCACAAGACUUGUUUGUGGUCACUAUCGUGCGAUCGUUCUAA
Molecule: messenger RNA, 243 nt
Organism: Sparassis crispa
Lineage: Eukaryota; Fungi; Basidiomycota; Agaricomycetes; Polyporales; Sparassidaceae
Exons: 1
Coding region: 1-243 (80 amino acids)
Source: RefSeq, a predicted model, not a curated record